Molecule: messenger RNA, 495 nt
Organism: Loxodonta africana (African savanna elephant)
Lineage: Eukaryota; Metazoa; Chordata; Mammalia; Proboscidea; Elephantidae
Gene: FAM163B
Product: family with sequence similarity 163 member B
Exons: 2
Coding region: 1-495 (164 amino acids)
Source: RefSeq, a predicted model, not a curated record
AUGACAGCCGGGACCGUGGUCAUCACUGGGGGCAUCUUGGCAACAGUGAUCCUGCUCUGUAUCAUUGCCGUGCUGUGCUACUGCCGGCUCCAGUAUUACUGCUGCAAGAAGGACGAGUCUGAGGAGGGCGAGGAGGAGCCUGACUUCGCUGUGCACUCGCACCUGCCGCCCCUGCACUCCAACUGCAACCUGGUGCUGACCAACGGGCCGGCCCUCUACCCCACCGCCUCCACCUCCUUCAGCCACAAGUCCCCGCAGGCCCGCACCCUCUGCCGCAGCUGCUCCUACUACGAGCCGCCCACCUUCUUCCUGCAGGGCCCCGAGGACGAGGAGGUCUGCAACGGGGGCGAGCGUGUGGCCUACAAGAGCCUCAGCCAGGAGGACGUGGAGUUGCCGCCUGCCACCUUCGGGGGCCUGCAGGCCCUCAACCCCAACCGCCUCUCAGCCAUGCGGGAGGCCUUCUCCCGAAGCCGUAGCAUCAGCACUGACGUCUGA